Piliocolobus tephrosceles (Ugandan red Colobus) is the source of this 3116-nucleotide messenger RNA. It is a transcript of the gene DNAJB4, whose product is annotated as DnaJ heat shock protein family (Hsp40) member B4. NCBI's taxonomy places the organism in Eukaryota, Metazoa, Chordata, Mammalia, Primates, Cercopithecidae. Gene Ontology annotation, molecular function: protein-folding chaperone binding. The coding region runs from base 366 to 1379 and encodes 337 amino acids. The record is from RefSeq and is a predicted model, not a curated record. Gene Ontology annotation, cellular component: cytosol. The transcript has 3 exons. Gene Ontology annotation, biological process: negative regulation of transcription by RNA polymerase II.
AAAAUGAAUAGUUAAUCGUGGAGGAGGAGAAAACAUAGCUCAAUACUUUGACUAGAGGCAGCUGGGAAAGUGACGUCCUGUAGCAUUUGCUGUUCUAGAAAGUACAGAGACACGUAGUGAAAAUGGGAGGAUCUAGAAGGAGGCUGUCUCCUGUGUAGUGUAUAUUUAUCUGUAAGUGAGCCGUUGGGGAAGGAUUGAAUACAGAGACGCUGUCUGCUUGCUGCCUUAAGACAGCUAGCUGAAUUGCUGAUUAACUUUUAAAAUACCCAGCUUGGUUUAUUUUCUUAGAAUCUGUCUAUUGCUAAGACUGGGGACACUGUUUUCUUUUACAAAGGGAAAUCUAAGUUAAUUUCAAGGCAUUCGAAAUGGGGAAAGACUAUUAUUGCAUUUUGGGAAUUGAGAAAGGAGCUUCAGAUGAAGAUAUUAAAAAGGCUUACCGAAAACAAGCCCUCAAAUUUCAUCCGGACAAGAACAAAUCUCCUCAGGCAGAGGAAAAAUUUAAAGAGGUCGCAGAAGCUUAUGAAGUAUUGAGUGAUCCUAAAAAGAGAGAAAUAUAUGAUCAGUUUGGGGAGGAAGGGUUGAAAGGAGGAGCAGGAGGUACUGAUGGACAAGGAGGUACCUUCCGGUACACCUUUCAUGGCGAUCCUCAUGCUACAUUUGCUGCAUUUUUCGGAGGGUCCAACCCCUUUGAAAUUUUCUUUGGAAGACGAAUGGGUGGUGGUAGAGAUUCUGAAGAAAUGGAAAUAGAUGGUGAUCCUUUUAGUGCCUUUGGUUUCAGCAUGAAUGGAUAUCCAAGAGACAGGAAUUCUGUGGGGCCAUCCCGCCUCAAACAAGAUCCUCCAGUUAUUCAUGAACUUAGAGUAUCACUUGAAGAGAUAUAUAGUGGUUGUACCAAACGAAUGAAGAUUUCUCGAAAAAGGCUAAACGCUGAUGGAAGGAGUUACAGAUCCGAGGACAAAAUUCUUACCAUUGAAAUUAAAAAAGGGUGGAAAGAAGGCACCAAAAUUACUUUUCCAAGAGAAGGAGAUGAAACACCAAAUAGUAUUCCAGCAGACAUUGUUUUUAUCAUUAAAGACAAAGAUCAUCCAAAAUUUAAAAGGGAUGGAUCAAAUAUAAUUUAUACUGCUAAAAUUAGUUUACGAGAGGCAUUGUGUGGCUGCUCAAUUAAUGUACCAACACUGGAUGGAAGAAACAUACCUAUGUCAGUAAAUGAUAUUGUGAAACCCGGAAUGAGAAGAAGAAUUAUUGGAUAUGGGCUGCCAUUUCCAAAAAAUCCUGACCAACGUGGUGACCUUCUAAUAGAAUUUGAGGUGUCCUUCCCAGAUACUAUAUCAUCUUCAUCCAAAGAAGUACUUAGGAAACAUCUUCCUGCCUCAUAGAAUGAAGAACUUUGUUACCCAUAUUUUGAUAAGGCACUGAAAAUAUAAAAGGACUGGCAGUUUACUGAUGUAGAUGUGAAUUCUGUAUAAAGAUGUGUAAAUUCUUUUGAGGGUUCUUUAAAUUGCAUGAAUAGAGACGGGUCAAAUAAAUAUAGGCAAAAGGGAUUUUUACAGUUAGAGAUAAAGAGAAAACCAUUAACUAUAUUUUAUUUCAUUUCUCCCGAUUCAGAUAUUUUUAGUAAUUUGCUUAUAUGUAAAAGUUGUUUUUGUGGAGUCAGUAGGUAUAUUUCUAAUAAAGUGCUAGACUAUCCAAUUACUUAAUUUCUUAUACCUUUAGAUAAUCAGUAUGAAAAGUUCCCUUUUAUAAUGGAAAUGAAAAUUCUUAACUAAACUAUACAUUUAAUAUGUAUGUCUAGAAAAGAAUAAAAACCCAAGUCAGUUAUUAGAUUUAAAUCACCUUCUGAAAUGCUGCUAUAGGGCUGGUAUCAGUAAAAGAAUAUCCUGAUGCAUAUGUUUCACCAUUUUGAUUUUUAAAGUAUGCUGUAGCAUUUCUUAAUAACAUCGUUGUGAUGUUCUUAAGGCAGACCUUUCUUCAUAACAAGGAAAUUAAUGGUAAUUUCUCUCCUGUGGAAAUCCCAAUUGCCUGAAUUACUGAUAUUUUAGAAAUAGACUUUUUAAAAUGCCAUAUGUAAUUUUAUGCAAGUUGACUAUAUAUCUUGUUCUUAAUAAAUUAUAGGCUCAUUUUGUUCUCUGCUAGUUUAAAGUAAUUUGUUUAAUAAUAGAUGUGUUUUUAGAGGAAAUGCUGUUACUUGGAAUUUUCCAGUUAUACAGUCUUCUAUAACUUACUAAUAAUAUGCUAUAUGUACUUUAUGUAAUUUCCCUAAAAAGAAUGAACUACCACUACACUAUGGUGUUAAACCAAAAUAUGGGGAAAAUAAACACUAACUGCUGCUUAUGGAUAAUGUUGCAACUACUUGUUAUGCAUAUAAAUAUUUUACUUUUUCAUAUGUAUAGAUUGCAUUUCUUAGGUGUUUUAAUUUUUUAAAUAUAUUUACGUUUAAAAAAUUUAGUUUUGUUUUCUGUUUUAUAACUAUAGUGAGAAUGAUGUUUUGAAACAAAGUUUUUGGUUAUAAAAUAGUUUUCAGGAAUAUAUAUAUAUAUACACACACACAUAUAUAUAUAUGUAGGGUCCUAUCACCUUUUAGUAGAAUAUGAAAUAUUCUUUUAGAAAUCCAAUAUAAAUAGGUUAUAAUAGCCGUAUUCUUUAUUACUUUAUUGAGAAUAAUUUAUAUGCCAUAAAAUUUACCCUUAAAAUAUACAAUUCAGUGGUUUUAGUAAUAUUCACAAAGUGGUACAAUCAUCGUCACUUUCUAAUUCCAGAAUAUUUUCAUCACCCCAAAAAGAAGUCCUAAAUCCAUUAGCAGUUACUUCCCAUUCUUCCCUUCCUCCAGCCCCUGAAAACACUACCAUCUACUUUUUGUCUGUAUGGAUUUGUCCAUUCUGGACAUUUCAUAUAAAUAGACUCAAACAAUAUAUGGCUUUUUUUUUUUUUUUUGGUCUGGCCUCUUUCAUUUAGCUUAAUGUUUUCAAGGUUCAUCUAUGUUGUAUCAUGUAUCAGUACUUUAUUUUUUUGUGGCACAUUAUAUGGAUAUACCACAUUUUGUUUAUCUUUUCAUUAAUUAUGGGGAUUUGGCUUAUUUCUACUUUUUCCACUAUUAUAAAUAAUGCUGCUAUGAA